AUGCCUAAGAUCACGGAAAUCUUCCUCGACUGUGACAACACCCUGGUGUUGUCAGAGGAGCUGGCCUUUGAGGCCUGCGCUGACCUGGCUAACGAGAUCCUGGACAAGCGCGGCAUUCCUGAUCGCUACACUGGCGAGCAGCUGAUCAAAGACUUUGUCGGCCAGAACUUCCGUGGCAUGAUGAUUUCUCUGCAAGCCAAGUAUAAGUUUGAGUUGGAGCAGGACGAGCUGGAGAAGUAUGUCAAGAAGGAGGAGGACAAGGUCAUUGCCAAGCUCGAGGCCAAGGCGAAGCCCUGUGUCGGUGCCAACGAGCAGUUGGACAAGCUCUUCGCCGCGAAAAAGUAUCACAUGGCCGUGGUCUCUUCAUCGGCUCUGCGCCGAGUCGUCGCGUCGAUCAAGAAGGUCGGUCAAGACAAAUACUUUGAUCCCGACAUGAUCUUCAGUGCGGCUAGUUCUCUCGAGAAGCCCACCUCCAAGCCCGAUCCGGCCAUCUACCUGCAUGCGCUGAAGAAGUGCGGCAAGACUGCUGCGGAGACGCUGGCUGUGGAGGAUAGCAAGUCCGGUGCCCUCUCGGCUAUCCGUGCCGGUAUCGCCGUGAUUGGCUACGUCGGUAGCUACAGUGAGGAUAUGCAGGCGGAGAUGAGCGAGCGUCUGAUGGAUCUUGGUGUCAAGAUCAUUAUGACACACUGGUCGGAGUUUGAUAAGUGCCUGGAGUUCAUCGAGAACAUCCCCGCCGACGUUGCUCAGUCGAGCCUGUGA
Molecule: messenger RNA, 759 nt
Organism: Penicillium canariense
Lineage: Eukaryota; Fungi; Ascomycota; Eurotiomycetes; Eurotiales; Aspergillaceae
Product: HAD family hydrolase
Exons: 2
Coding region: 1-759 (252 amino acids)
Source: RefSeq, a predicted model, not a curated record